UGACAGGUGACACUGUGGUGACAGCGGAAUAAAAAUAUUUGCAAUGCGAUAGAUUUUUCUACCUGAAUUUACUCGUACAAAACUACCUCACGAAUAAAUUUAAGAAAACUUCAACAUGUCUGAAGAUGAACCUACUGACUUGGAUUGGGUGCAGCUCCGAAAAGAUAUGGGGGAGCGUGUGCGAGUUGAAACGACAAAAGAGAAAUUUUACCGAAAAUUUGCCGAAAAUCCUUUUGUGCCCAUAGGUUGCUUGGCCACUGCUGGUGCACUAUCUUACGGUCUCUGGAGCUUCAGAACAGGUCGCAGGAAGAUGUCUCAGAACAUGAUGCGUUUGAGAAUUGUAGCACAAGGAUUCACUAUCACAGCUCUCGUUGUUGGUGUUAUGAUGACCUCAGCAAAAGGACUUGCAAAAUAGAUUCUCACACUGUAUAUUUUUCUGAUCUUGCUUUUCUACAGUACAAUGCAUAAUUAAGUAGAUGUUUAUAUUAUAUAGAUAAAUCUUUA
Molecule: messenger RNA, 504 nt
Organism: Trichoplusia ni (cabbage looper)
Lineage: Eukaryota; Metazoa; Arthropoda; Insecta; Lepidoptera; Noctuidae
Product: HIG1 domain family member 2A, mitochondrial
Exons: 2
Coding region: 116-415 (99 amino acids)
Biological process (GO): mitochondrial respirasome assembly
Cellular component (GO): mitochondrion
Source: RefSeq, a predicted model, not a curated record